GGCCCCUCAUCCUGUGUAACCACACAGCUUGCUUGAGCAGAUCAACGAAACACUGAAAAUGGGAAAGAUUAUUUUCUAUGAAGAUCGCAAUUUUCAGGGCCACCAUUAUGAAUGCAGCUCUGAGUGUUCAGAUUUGACCAAAUAUUUUCAGCGUUGCAAUUCUAUCCGCGUGGAAAAUGGAAACUGGAUCCUGUAUGAGAACCCUAACCAUAGAGGGCACCAGUAUUACCUUAGGAGGGGAGAAUAUCCCGAUUUCAAUCAAUGGAUGGGGUACAAUGACUCUAUCAGAUCAUGUCGUAUUAGCCCACAGCAUCAUGGUUCAUUCAGAGUGAAGAUCUAUGAUAGAGAAGAUUUCAGAGAUCAUAUGAUGGAGUUCACUGAAGACUGCCCCAAUGUCUAUGACAGAUUCCGUUACAAUGACAUCCACUCCUGCCAGGUACUUGAUGGCUACUGGAUGUUCUAUGAGGAGCCCAACUACAGGGGCCGCCAGUAUUACCUGAGACCUGGAGAGUACAGAAGAUAUACUGACUGGGGUGCCACCAGCCCCAGAAUUGGCUCAUUCAGAAGAAUCCACCAUGUCUAAUGAAUUGUAUUAAUGAGGCAAUCAAAGUGCAAUUUACAAUAUAUUAAAUUAAUUAGAACAUUA
Pelobates fuscus (common spadefoot toad) is the source of this 646-nucleotide messenger RNA. Its product is annotated as gamma-crystallin-3-like. The record is from RefSeq and is a predicted model, not a curated record. The transcript is spliced from 3 exons. Gene Ontology annotation, biological process: lens development in camera-type eye; visual perception. The coding region runs from base 59 to 583 and encodes 174 amino acids. NCBI's taxonomy places the organism in Eukaryota, Metazoa, Chordata, Amphibia, Anura, Pelobatidae. Gene Ontology annotation, molecular function: structural constituent of eye lens.